Molecule: messenger RNA, 1956 nt
Organism: Branchiostoma belcheri (Belcher's lancelet)
Lineage: Eukaryota; Metazoa; Chordata; Leptocardii; Amphioxiformes; Branchiostomatidae
Product: mesenchyme-specific cell surface glycoprotein-like
Exons: 13
Coding region: 13-1719 (568 amino acids)
Source: RefSeq, a predicted model, not a curated record
UAAACCAACAAGAUGGCGUUACUUUAUCUUAUGUUCUUCUGUGUCUUGACGACAGGACAGUGCAUCCGACUUGGCCUGGAGCAUCUCUCUACGGUGUACCUCCCUUACAGGUAUGACAGCGACGGCGACGCCAGGUACAAGAUGGGGAAGGGGGCUGCGGAACAAGUCGGCUACGAUGCCGACAACAAGAAAGUCUACAGCGUCGGCCAGCCGGGGCUCCUGAACGUCAUUGACGUGUCCGAUCCCCAUUCCAUCAGCCUGCUGCACCACCAGGAACUUCCGCAAGCCGGCCAGGCGGCGUACACUGACGUGGAGUACUGUGGCGGGUUCGUGGCGCUGAGCAGGGAACACGAACACAAGGGUCUGCCGGGACAUGUGCUCAUCUACGAGGCUUACCGGGGCGCGGGCGACAUGCGGCAGGUGUACCAGGCUAGAGUUGGAGGCUCUCCCGACAUGCUCCUCUUCACACGUGACUGCCGUAAGCUGAUCGUGGCGAACGAAGGGAAGGACGGCGGAGACGGGAACGGGAACUUCCUGAACCCGGAGGGCUCUCUCACCAUCAUCGACUUCAGCUCGGACGAUCUGCCCAACAGUGACCACAUCCAGACCAGAACUGUCAACUUCAGGAAGUUCGAUGAAAGACAGGACGAGUACGCGGCUAGAGGAGUACGAUGGGUGUACCGGGGGGAGGAGAUCGGGAUUCCCAACCGGCUGUCUGAGGAACUGGAGCCGGAAUACGUCACACUCAGCAAGGACGAGACCAAGGCUUACGUCGGACUACAAGAGAACAACGCAGUGAUCGUGGUUGACUUAGUGACGGCAACGGCAGAAGAGCUGUACCCCCUGGGCGCCAAGUACUGGGGAGACUCCGGUCUGGACCCGAGUGACAAGGACGGAGGAAUCCACAUCGCAGCCUGGCCCAUCUACGGCCUGUACCAGCCCGACACGGUGAAGUACGUGUCCGCGGGAGGCCGCGAGCUGCUCAUUACGUCAAACGAGGGGAACACGCGCGCUCUCACCGUCAACGGCAUCGAUAUCAACGACGAGUGGAGGGGCACGGACUUUGUAGAAAACGAUGCCUUAGCAAGCAGUGUGUCGCCUAUGCUGAGAGAUGCCUUGAGGGAUGAGACCAAGCUAGGAGUCCUACGCUUUAGUAACUACGAUGGGAAGUCGGCUUCUGACCCCACCAAGUACGAGGCGUUCUACGCGUUCGGAGGGAGGGGGUUCUCCGUCUGGGAUGCCAAGAACCUGACACAGAUCUGGGACAGCGGUGACCAGGUGGAGCGUGCGCAUGCGAUGUACUACCCGUCCAUAUUCAACAGUGAGUUCGAGGAGGACUUUCCACACGACCAUCCCGAGGACACGAUGGACGAAACGUCCAAGAAGAAGGGUCCCCAGUCCGAGUCCCUGGCUGUCGGAGAGGCUUUCGGGAAGACUGUUAUCGUCCUUGGGAACGAGCGCACCUCCACCCUGAUGCUGUAUGCCCUGGACACCCACAACCCGCACGCCGUCCCAGAAUUCCAGUCCAUUUACCGCCAUGGCCGGUGGGACCGGAGGUGGGACAGCGCCUACGAUGACCGAGAGGUCGGUGACAUUGACCCCGAGGACAUCAAGUUCAUUCCGCAUGAGGCCUCUCCUGACGGGCACCCUAUGCUGCUGGUAGCUGGAAGCCUGAGCGGAACGGUGACCUUGUACCGGGUCAUCAACACGCCUCUGUAGGGCACAGAUCUCAACACCUGGCUGCAGCACCUCGUGGUUGCGAAUAAAUGAAUAAAUGAAGACCUUUAUAAGUUUAUUGUACAAAAAUACCUACUGAGUUAAGUACAAAGGAGUCGCUUCUGUAUACAAACAAAUAUACAGCAUUAAGCUAGCACUAGUGCUAUAAUCUAAGUAAAAAAUAAGGACUUUGCUAUUCAAUCAUUCACCAACCUGAUGAAUUUAUUCAAGAAUGAGAGA